GUCAGACAGGGGCAUGUGGCCCGUGCUGCUAAUUAUCCCCUUUGGUCGCGACAACGCGGUAAUACUGAAAGAAAUCCACCGCCAACCGAGUCCGAACGCCUGUCUCCAUCUGCUCAUAGCGUACCAUUUCAGCACAUUCUGUCUUUUCCCCUUGCAGGCCUUUUCCCAUCGAUUCCGCUGUGGUAUUUCCGACCUCCAUCCGACUGUCGUAGCGCCAACGAAUCCACAGCCCCCGACUAUCGCCGCCAUAUAAAGCUUGGGAGUUCUCCCGCCAUGGGCUUGAGGAGUGGGCAUCAUGCAAUCACGUCGAGAUGAGAUCCUUGCAAAAAGGGCAAAGCUCGCAGAGCUUAAGCGGCAGAGAGAACUUCGAGCGAGCCAAACGACAGGUGGUCGCCCUAGCAUAGGCAGUCCAGGCGAGAUAGUCGCACCGACGCCGGGUCGCAACAGUCGCCACGAUAUAGAAGCUCUUAUCAAUACCUUGGUCGGUGAAAGCAGACCGGGCUCGACCACGGGAGGCGCAGGAUCGCCCGGCCCAAGAGGAAGCCGACCAAACAGCGUGCUGAGCGCAGGCGAACUCAGCAAUGAGACAUCAGAGUAUGCCAUUGCCUCGGCUGCCGGUCAAACAGUCGCAGCGCCUCCAGCGCCUCCAGCGCCACCACUCAUUAUGACAACGAUACCCUCGACGACCGUCUUCCAAUGCCCGCCGUCACCCGUCAAAGAAGUCUUCUCCUAUAGCAAGGCCGUGCAGACAACAGGGGAAUGGGCAACACCGAACAGGACCCGUGCGCACUCCCUUUCCGACAGCGAAGAUCUUCCCGGCGUAACAUCGACGCCGAACAAGAGGCAGAGCCGGAGGGAACGAGACCGAGAAGAGGAGCUACGGCAGAACAUCCGGAAAGAAGUCGAGGAGGAACUCAAGGCGGCACGAGAAGGGCCGAAGGACGGCGCGGCUCAGCCGGAGUCACAAUCGGUGAACUACCCCUUGCGAAAAUUGACCGACGAGGAACUAGAUGCCGUCACCGCCUCGGACGAAUUCUCGGGCUUUCUCGACAAGGCCACCAAAGUGAUCGAGCGAGCACUCGACCAGGAAUAUGACGUUCUUACCGACUACGCCCUGCAGGGCCAGGACGUGGAGGACGAAGAUGAGGACAGUGGAAACACUGGUGGUAAGGGACGACACAGGGUAAAGGAGGUGGCCCAAUUCUUCGACGAACGGUGGACCAAGAAGCGAAUGAUCAGCUCCAUCGAUUUCUCUCCUCAUUUCCCCGAGUUGAUGCUGGCGUCCUAUACCAAGAAUCCCACAGCACCGCACGAGCCGGACGGGCUUGUCCUGGUCUGGAGUCUCGGCCUCCACGACAGGCCCGAGUUUGUCUUCCACGCCCAAUCCGACGUUCUCACCGCCAAGUUCUCACCCCACCAUCGCAACCUCAUCGUGGGCGGGUCCUACAGCGGGCAAGUUCUCUUGUGGGAUACAAGGGUCAAAUCGGGCGCUCCCGUCCAGAAGACCCCUCUCACCGGGUACGGACACACGCAUCCCAUCUACUCUGUCGACAUUGUCGGUACACAAAACGCGAACAACAUCAUUUCCUGUUCAACGGAUGGAGUUGUGUGUGGCUGGAGCAUGGAGGUGUUCGCGCAGCCCCAGGAGCUCCUCGAGCUCAAGGCACCGCCGGCGUACAAGAUUGAGGACGUCAGCCCGACUUCCAUGGCGUUCCCGCAAGCCGACCCGACGUUUUUCCUCGUGGGCAGCGAGGAGGGUUCGAUCUUCCCGUGCCACAGGUACGACAGGGCGGGCGCCAAGGCGGGGAUCGACACGCGGUUCAGCUAUAAGGGCCACACGGCGCCGGUCAUGUCGGUCGAUUUCCACCCGGCGCGCGGGCCCGUCGACCUGGGCGACCUGGUCCUUUCCUCGUCGCUGGACUGGAGCGUCCGGCUAUGGAAGGUGCGGGCGCCCGCGGCGACGUCGACGGCCGGCAACGAGGGCGCCGUGUCGCCCCUGCUCGACUUUGUCCGCGAGGACGUCGUCUACGAUGCGAAGUGGUCGCCUAUCAAACCGGGCGUUUUCGCCCUCGUGGAUGGGGCCGGGUGGCUGGAGUUGUGGGACAUCACGGUCGAGACGGAAGAACCGGUUGCGCGGAUAUCGCCGAGCGCUCGCAAGGACGGGAGGGCCAUGCUCUCCAAGAGCCUGAAUAAGCUGGCGUGGGAACCUACCGAGGGCAAACGCCUGGCUACUGGUGGCAUCGACGGAACUCUGACGGUCUUCGAGGUUGCUUCCGGGUUGGGAGGGCGAGAUGACCUCAAGGCGGAGGAAUGGACCAACGUCAAGAAGCUUGUGAAUAGGGUCGAGGCUGUUGGCGUCAAUGGGGCAAUGAUGGUGUAAUGGUUCGAUGUGUGGCUAGUGGUCGGCUUCUUUGGCGCUGUGGCUUUUUCUUUCCUUUGGCCGGGCAGAGUCCUCGUUAGGUAGGUCACAGGCACGAUAGUGGGAGUUGCGUGUAACAUCCUCUACCAAGUCUCGUAGACUGCCGAGGGUGCCGCAUUGCCUGUUAGGCCUCAUUUGCAAAUUACCAGGCCAAGGUCGAGAUGCCAAUUGUACCUGUAUUUCAGGAAGUUGGAAAGCGACGUCUUUGCAUUCCGUAUACCCCAAUC
Sodiomyces alkalinus F11 is the source of this 2646-nucleotide messenger RNA. Its product is annotated as WD40 repeat-like protein. The transcript is spliced from 2 exons. Gene Ontology annotation, biological process: transport along microtubule. The record is from RefSeq and is a predicted model, not a curated record. Gene Ontology annotation, molecular function: dynein light chain binding; dynein heavy chain binding. NCBI's taxonomy places the organism in Eukaryota, Fungi, Ascomycota, Sordariomycetes, Glomerellales, Plectosphaerellaceae. Bases 296 to 2380 code for a protein of 694 amino acids. Gene Ontology annotation, cellular component: cytoplasmic dynein complex.